AAUACAGCAAGGACAUUUCACUCCACAUGCUGAGUCCACAAGGGAUUCGUCUCCAACGUCUCCAAGAGAAGGUGCGCGUGUCCCAACUCAUAUUUUUAGCAGUAAAUUGCAGCUAUUCCGUGGAGAAACAGACUGAGCUUCUGGGAAGAAAAAACGCAUGCAGGGGGAGGAGGAAUAUCUAGUGACACCGUGAAAUUGCAUUGAACAUGCCAUUCUCUGCUCGGAGGACGUUCAUGCUCCCCAAACUCUCAUCUGCUCGCUGGGUGGAUGCCGCCGCUGACACAGAAGUUUGACGCAGAAAGCUCACAAGUGAAAAGAGUCUCCAGCAGCUUUCGUUUCACGGAGAAAAUAACGGCCUUAUUUUGACCUGUCGUCAUCGCACCAUCAUUUUUAUGACAGCGGUCUCACGAAAAUUCGGAUAUAUGAUGCGCUAUUAAUUUUCUUUUGAGGAAAACUAACUUGAGAAACAGCGCUUGACCAAAAGAGGUCAACAAAUAAGGAGUACCUUUUUUGCUCCGGAUAAAGACUUCUAAAAUGCACUUAUUUGGAAUAUCUGUUUUCCUUGCCAAUUCAGCGAUUCUCUACGCAAAUCUAGCUAGUGAAUCGAGUCAUGAAUUCAAUCACGAUUAUUAUGAUUAUGAUCAGGAUCAAGGGGAUGCACGGGAGCCGUCGGAGCCAGACCUUGAGCAGCAGCUGCGCUCCGUGGCCAGUGUUGAGGAACUGAUGAGGAUAGUGUACCCUAACUACUACAGCGUGCUCAGUUGCCGGUCGAAGCGGGGCGCACGCUUCCCCCUGAGAGGGGAACACACAGCCACAGAAACGCGGUCAAGCGGCGAACUGCCGGCGUUCGCUUCCUUGAACCCUGACACACUGAAAAGUAUUGUGUCAGAGUGGAAAAAGACCCAGUGCAUGCCACGAGAAGUUUGUUUAGAUGUGGGGAAAGAGUUUGGGGCGGCUACAAACACCUUCUAUAAACCACCCUGCGUGUCUGUCUACAGAUGUGGGGGCUGCUGCAACAGCGAGGCGCUGCAGUGUAUGAACAUCAGCACCUCCUACAUCAGCAAGACGCCCAGUGCGUCCCGUGUCUGCUCCCCGCAUGUGCCGGGCCAAACCUCCAGUGAGGAGUCAUGGCACGAAUCCUCCAACGAAGGUCUCCAGUCCGGAGCCUCCAGCGACGUUCUCCUAUCUGGAGCCUCCAGCGACAUUCUCCACGACGGCCUCCAGUCCGGAGUCUCCAGCGACGGCCUCCUAUCUGGAGUCUCCAGCGAUGACCUCCUGUCCGGAGUCUCCAGCUACGGCCUCCAGUCCGGGGCCCGCAGCGAGGGUGCCCAGUCCGGGGACCGCUACGAGAGUCCCCGCACCAGAGGUGCCACCAAAGUGGGAGGAUUGGCUGGCUGCUCGGUGGAUCUGAAUCACGGAAUCAGGAAGGAACUCAUGAGCUCGCCUGUGUUGCUGCUCUGGGACCUACUGAUCCCGACUAAAGGGUUCUAG
Oncorhynchus gorbuscha (pink salmon) is the source of this 1491-nucleotide messenger RNA. RefSeq names its product vascular endothelial growth factor C-like. Gene Ontology annotation, biological process: vascular endothelial growth factor receptor signaling pathway; positive regulation of angiogenesis; positive regulation of protein phosphorylation. Gene Ontology annotation, molecular function: vascular endothelial growth factor receptor 3 binding; chemoattractant activity; growth factor activity. The transcript has 7 exons. Bases 535 to 1491 code for a protein of 318 amino acids. Gene Ontology annotation, cellular component: membrane. NCBI's taxonomy places the organism in Eukaryota, Metazoa, Chordata, Actinopteri, Salmoniformes, Salmonidae. The record is from RefSeq and is a predicted model, not a curated record.